CAAUUGUUUCUCCCGUAGAAAGUAAAGUGAAUCCAACCGGGCUGUCCACAGGAGUGUCCAUGGGAAGCAAACCAGCAGUUCCAUUAACUUCUCCGUCAAACACUUUGGUUAUGUUGGACCUUGCUAACUCUCUGCAGGCAGCUAUGGAAGGUGGCGGGGAGAUUGAAUUGAAUAAGCUCGAUGAGAAGUUGAUCCAGUUACUGGCUUGGCAGAGAAUUCAGCAACUGUUUCCCCCCAAAGCGCCCUCUCUACCGUCUGCACUCAGCACCUCAAAAACCCAAACGACUGCUGCUACAACGCAGCCUGAAGCUCCGGUGACCGAGGUUCAAGCACGGGCAGUGUUUUAUCCCCUUACGGGAAAAGGCCAAGCUGUUAAUAUGUGCUACAGGACACUUUACAUAGGAACAGGUGCUGACAUGGAUGUGUGCCUUACAAAUUAUGGUCAUUGCAAUUAUGUUUCAGGCAAACACGCUUGCAUAUUCUACGAUGAGAACACAAAACACUAUGAAUUGCUAAACUACAGUGAACAUGGGACAACCGUCGACAAUGUUCUCUAUUCCUGCGACUUCUCAGAGAAGGUCUCUCCCACUCCAACGAGCAGUAUUGUUGCCAAAGUUCAAAGUGUAAUAAGUAAGUACCGUUCUGCCUUCAAAGCCUAA
Callorhinchus milii (elephant shark) is the source of this 659-nucleotide messenger RNA. RefSeq names its product PHD finger protein 12-like. The transcript has 5 exons. The record is from RefSeq and is a predicted model, not a curated record. Gene Ontology annotation, cellular component: Sin3-type complex; nucleus. Bases 60 to 659 code for a protein of 199 amino acids. Gene Ontology annotation, biological process: negative regulation of transcription by RNA polymerase II. Gene Ontology annotation, molecular function: transcription corepressor activity; protein binding. Lineage: Eukaryota; Metazoa; Chordata; Chondrichthyes; Chimaeriformes; Callorhinchidae.